This is a messenger RNA of Solea solea (common sole), 960 nucleotides long. Its product is annotated as aquaporin-3-like. Gene Ontology annotation, molecular function: urea transmembrane transporter activity; water channel activity; glycerol channel activity. The transcript has 6 exons. Gene Ontology annotation, cellular component: basolateral plasma membrane; plasma membrane. The record is from RefSeq and is a predicted model, not a curated record. The coding region runs from base 73 to 960 and encodes 295 amino acids. Lineage: Eukaryota; Metazoa; Chordata; Actinopteri; Pleuronectiformes; Soleidae. Gene Ontology annotation, biological process: water transport; glycerol transmembrane transport.
GCUCAGCCCAUGACAGAUAUUCAUUAUCAGACCACAGAGCCCACCUCAAGAUAAUCAUAUACUAACUGAAUCAUGGGGAAACAUAUAGACAUUUUGAAGAAAAUGGCAGGGACCUUUCAGGUCCGACACAUGCUCCUCCGCCAGGCCCUGGCUGAGUGUCUGGGAACCCUGAUUCUGGUGAUGUUUGGAUGUGGUGCAGUGGCACAGAUGGUGCUGAGCAAAGGAACCCACGGCACAUUCCUCAGUGUUAACCUUGCUUUUGGAUUCGCUGUAACCUUGGGUAUCCUUGUAAGUGGACAGAUCUCAGGUGGUCAUCUGAACCCAGCAGUGACUUUCACACUGUGCCUCCUCAAGAGAGAGCCAUGGAGGAAGUUCCUGUUGUUUUUCUUCUUCCAGACUCUCGGCGCCUUCCUGGGCGCAGCAGUCGUAUUUGGCAUGUAUUCUGAUGCAUUAUGGGACUUUGGCCACGGGGAGCUGAUUGUAGUUGGGGAGAAUGCCACUGCAGGAAUUUUUGCCACAUAUCCAUCCAAACAUCUCACCCUGGUUAAUGGAUUCUUUGAUCAGCUCAUUGGAACAGCUGCUUUGAUUGUCUGCAUCCUGGCCAUAGUUGAUCCACACAACAAUCCAGUCCCCAGAGGCCUGGAGGCCUUCACUGUAGGCUUUGUGGUGUUAGUCAUUGGCCUCUCAAUGGGCUUCAACUCUGGGUAUGCUAUUAACCCAGCCAGGGACCUGGGACCACGUCUCUUCACAGCUCUGGCAGGCUGGGGUGGAGAAGUUUUCUGUGCAAACACCUACUGGUUCUUUGUGCCAACCUGUGUCCCAUUCUUGGGUGCGAUGGUGGGUGUGCUGAUGUACCAGCUCAUGAUUGGUCACCAUUUAGAAGGUGAGGUGCAAGAGAAGCAAAAGGAGGAGGAGGAAAGGUUGAAACUUUCCACUGUUUCAGCCAGUGAAGACGCAUGA